AUUUUUAAACUAAUGGACUGAAAUAGUGAUUUUUGACGAACCACAGGGACGAAAACAGUAAUCAACUCUCUUUUUUUGCAUUGGUUAAUCACUACCGUGUCAUAUGAUCCUAAUUUGUUUGCAUGUCACUAGUGAUUAUCAUCUCGAGUCACCGUAUACUCAAUUGUGUUAACAGGACUUGUAGGUGUGGUACCUCAUGGUGCAAGUUCACCAGUAACAUGCUUUAUUUUUUAUUUGCAUUGCCACUGCUUUUAGUUUUUAACGACUCUCGUUGUUCUUAGCAAAAUCUGUGUUUUUAAACUUAUUUUUCGCAUUCUAUCUGCAACUGCAGGAGAAAUAAACUGCAAAAAGUGUUCUCUAAGACAAGCAUUACUGUGAUUGCCGGCUUGUUGUGAGGUGCAAUGGUUGAAGACACAAGUAAUGAAAUUGGAAUGAGAAAUAGUAGAGAAGCAUUCGACGAUGAAGAAAAUUAAAGACAAUAUGAAGUUAUACUCGGGAGAUUUUCUUUUGAGUAAACUGCCAAAAUGGUCCCUGAGAACUCUUUGGCGUAACACACGGUGGGACGAAAACCCGGUUGGGCUAGGGAAUCGAACUGACAACCUCACACAAGACUUAGUUUAAAUCCUCGAUCGCCUAUAUCCACCCCAAUUGAACUUGAGUCUCCAUUGGAAAACCCAAGCCUCCUACCACUAGGCCACACGUGGGGGGAUCAUAUAGCAUUAUAUGAUGCAUUUGAAAGUGAAAGUAUUUUACUUUAUUAAGCAUGCCAAUAAAUAAAGGAUUAAAGGAAGUAGCCAAUUGCUAGAGAUAGUAGCUUGUAAAGUAAUUAUUGUAUUCAUGUUGAAUGAAGUAAUCAAUUUCCUCUUAAGUAAGGCAGUAGAACUUGACUUGUAAAAUUAAGUACCAUACUACAAUAAAUAGAGACAGAGAUAGAAAUGGGACAAGUGUUGAAUACGUCAAAUUAAGUGUAAGCAUAUAAGGGUUGAAUGUUUUAUUUAAUUUUGGGUCGAUUAGUUUAUUCAUUUAACUAAUUAUAGAGCAGAUGCUGGCCGGUGAUAAUAAUAUUAAACCAUCCAAGUGAUCUUUCUAAUUAACAUGUUAGCCGGUGAUAAUGAUAUUUACCUGCCCAAGUACGUAGGCAAUGAGCUGGACGUGAACCCGAUGGUAACGCUUGAACUACUACCAGUUCAUUGAUUAGAAUAAAAUAAUCACAAAUUGUUUAGAAAAACCAGCUAGCCAGGCUGCCUAAGCUCCCUAACCUUAUCAAUAAGGGUAUAAACAAGCCUAGAAGCUCAAGAGCUACUCGUUAUCUUUUCGGUUAAAAGCUCGAACGAGUCAAGCUUUAACGAGCUCGAGCCUGAAAUAGAAAGCUCAUUUAGGCUCACAAAGCUAAGGUAGGGUCUGAGGAGGUUAAGAUGUAGACAACCUUACCUCUAUCCCGUAGGAAUAGAGAUGCUGCUUUCAGCCUUACCUCUAUCCCGUAGGAAUAGAGAUUCGAACGGUACGCGUCGAAACGGUUCGCGUCGAAACGGUACUGGUCGAAUAGAUUCGCGUCGAAACGGUACGAAACUAGUCCCGGCCCGAAACUCGUGUCGGCCUAAAACCCGUCUCGUGCGGAAACUCAUGUCGGUCUAAAACCCGUUGCGAUCCUAAACCCGUCCCGUGCGGAAACCCUUGUCGGCCCGAACCCGAUCCGAACCGACCCGUUUCGAUCUAAAAUCCGCCACGUGCCAAAACCCGUCUCGGUCCAAAACUCAAUUCGAACUAAAACCGUUCUGAUCCAAAACCUAUUUCGUGUCGUAACCAGUCUUGUGCGGAUAUUUGUGCCGGGCCGAAACCCAUUCAGAUCCGAAAUCUGACCCGUUUCUUUAAGGUGCUAAUCCACAUCAACCCAUUUCUUAAAAGUUGUCGACCCCCUUUGACCCUAGAAUAACAAAAUGGAAUUUUAAUUGACCGGUUUAGUUCAAAUAUUUUUGGAAGCAGCCUCUCUAUCCCUAGGGGUAGAGGUAAGGUGUGCCUACAUCCCACCCUCCCCAGACCCUACAAAUAGCUUUGCUAUUUGUGGGAUUUUACUGGGUAUGAUUGAUUGAUUGAGUUCAAAUAUCAUACCCAAACUAACCUAUAUAAUUUUAAAAGCAACCCAAAGUAACCCACUUGAAAGCUUUUGGGUCAAGAUUGCCACUCAUGAUCCUUUAAUCGUAAACGAUAUUUUUUUUAUAUAAGGACCCGUUUUAACUCAUAAAAAGGAUUGAGCCGUCGGUAUACAAGAUGAUUAUGAUUAGAGUAAUCAAAUUAGAACAAUAAGUUGACAGCUUACAUUACAUGGGCUUUUCCAAAGAAAAUCGCACAUUAAAACAAGAUUUUAUUUUUGUAUAGCUGUAAAUAAAUGAAGUAAGUAGCCAAUUGCAUGAGAUAGUAGCUUGUAAAAUUUUGUAAAAGAAGCAAAUUUGAUGAUACAAAUCACAAAACAAAAGAAUACACCAAUUCACAUAACAAUGUUGACACAAUUUGCAUAUGAAUUUAACAACAUACAACAUAAUUUACAACUUACACGUCUUAACAUGUCCCAUAUCCUUUGCUUUAGCCCUUAGCAAGUGUUUAUUAAUCUUUCCCGUAGCGGUUUUCGGCAACAAACCGAAAACAAUCGAUUUCGGACCCAAUAACCCGGGUUGUUCUCAGCUUCUGCGGAAAAACUUCAUUAUAUCCUCCGCUCUUUUACUUUCAUCCAAUUUCCCCACUCAUUGAACAAGUUGCUUAGGAGCACUUGGUAGUAAGUUUUUGCCAUGUUGAAUUUCUUGACCAGGCAUUCACCGAGUCACGUGUUUAUGAAACCAACUAUGUACCCAAUAACUAAACUUUCUGUUCGGUUUGGUUCGGUUUGGUUCGGUUUGAUUCGGUUUAGUUCAGUUAUGUGGACGCUCAAAACGGGAAUCUUCACACAAAAGUCGUAAUUAAAUAAUAAAUAGAGACCGAGAUAGAAAUGAGACAACUGUUGAAUACGUCAAAUUAGGUGUACGUAUAUAAGAGUUGAAUGUUCUAUUAAAUUUUGGGUCGAUUAGUUUAUUCAUUUAACUAAUCCAAGUGGUCUUUGUAAUUAACUUGUUUAAUCCUUGUGUUAACAUGUCCAAUUACGUAAGCAAUGAGCUGGACGUGAACCCGAUGGUAACGCUUGAACUACUACCAGUUCAUUGAUUAGAAUAAACUAAUCACAAAUGGUUUAGAAAAACCACCUAGCCAGGCUGUUUGAGCUCCCUAACCUUUUCAAUAGUUGGUGAUUGGUGGAUUGACUUUUCCAUUUCUUCACUUUCUUGCUUUUGUUUCCAAGCAAACAUUCAGUUCUUGAAUUACUAUCAAUCUUUGAGUGGCAUACACAAAUUUGUGAUUCUUUCAUUUUGAAAUAGUAAUCAUGGCAGAUGUGGGUGUUGCGGUCCUUGUGAAGGAGGUGGUGCGGAUACUGGGUUCUGUAGCUAACCAAGAGUUUACUCUACUUAGGGGACUCGAAGAUGAUAUUUCGAGUCUCAAGGAUGAUUUCGAGCAGAUCCAAGCUGUUCUUCGAGAUGCAGAAGAGAAACGUGUCAAGAAUAAUGCUGUAGAGGUGUGGCUUAAGCGUCUCAGAUCAGCAUCCUUGGAGGUAGAAAAUGUGUUGGAUGAGAUCUCUACCGAAGCUUUGCUACAAAGUCUACACAAAAAACAAGUCGAAUUCAGGGUAAGAGCCUUCUUCUCCUCUAAUCAAAAUAAAUAUAUGACCCGUGUUAGGAUUGCUCACAAGGUCAAAGACAUAAAAAGUAAGCUGGAUGUCAUAAAUUCCGAGAGAUUUAACUUAGAUUUGACCCCUUUAGUUCCCACAAGUCAUGUUGACGAUACUGAAGAUGUGGGUCAGAUGCCAGAUAGGGAAACAAGCUCGGUUAUACACGAUACUUCAGUUAUCAUGGGAAGAAAUGAAGAAAGGGAUAUGGUAAUAGGAGAUAUAUGUAACAAGGAUAUAGGGAAACAUGAGAAUGGGGAGGUUCCGGUGUACGGUAUAUGGGGUAUGGGAGGCUUGGGAAAGACUACUCUGGCUCAGUUAGUCUAUAACCAUGAAACGGUGAAUCAAUAUUUUGACUUAAAAUGUUGGGUCUACGUCUCUGAAAACUUCCAAGUGAAAGAGAUAAUGAGAAAAAUUAUUGAAUUGAUAGAUAACUGCGGGUGUAUAGAUACACAGCUAGAGAAGUUGCAGGUGUCCCUCCGGAACAAAUUAAGGGGAAAAAAGUUUCUAGUUGUACUAGAUGAUGUUUGGGUCGAAGAGAAUGAAAAGGCCAAGUGGGAGGAGCUAAGUAAAACAUUAACUUGUGGGGCUGAAGAAAGUAUUGUAGUGAUGACAACGCGGUCACAAACAACUACUCGAAUAAUGGCUAAGGUUCCUGAGUUACAACAUAAACUAGGAUGUUUAUCAGAAGAGGAUGCGUGGCUGUUAUUUAAGAAGCUUGCUUUUGCACAAGGAAGAGAAGGGGGUGACAUAAGUGAGCUAGAGCCUAUUGGAAGGGAGAUUGUUGGGAAAUGUAAAGGGUUGCCUUUGGCAGUGAAGACCUUGGGUAGCCUAAUGUGGUCAAAAAGUAGUACAAACUAUUGGCAAUAUGUGAAAGACAACAAUUUAUGGGAGUUGGAAGAAAUUCAUGUGGUGCCUGCUAUUUUGAAGUUAAGCUAUGAUAACUUGCUUCCACAUUUAAAGAGAUGUUUUGCUUAUUGUUGUCUGUUUCCUAAAGGCUAUGCUAUGACAAAAGAUGAACUAACUAUGUUGUGGGUGGCAAAUGGUUUUAUUCCACCCAAAGGAGGAAACAACUUGUAUAUGCUUGGGGAGGAAAUUUUUAAUUGCUUGGUUUGGAGGUCGUUUUUCAUUGUUAAGGCCGACUCCAAGGAUGAUGAAUAUGUAAUGCAUGAUCUGAUGCAUGACAUGGCACGACAUGUGAUGGGAGAUGAUUGUUUAGUCAUAGAGCCCGGUAAGGAGGUUAUAAUCCCAAACGGGGUCCUUCAUUUGAGCUCAUCAUGUCCAGAUUAUCAAUUUUCACCCCAAGAGUUAGGCAAGUUAGCGUCAUUAAGGUCGGUAUUCAUGUUCCAAGGCGGACACGGACACUGGUAUAAGUGUAACAUUAGCCAGAUUUUCAACCACGUGCAGCUAAGGGUAUUAUACUUGCGUGGUGUCAACUUGAAUACAUUGCCAGAAUUAGUCUGCAAACUCAAACAUUUAAGAUACUUGAAUUUAUCGGACUCAAGUAUAGAAGUUUUAUGUGAGUCCAUUAUUUAUCUCCAAAACUUGCAAAUGUUGCUUCUAAAACAUUGUGGUAGAUUGAAGAAGUUGCCUAAAGGCCUCAGAUACAUGAGGAAUCUUCAACAUUUGGACAUCACUGGCUGUUAUUGUCUGAGUCAUUUGCCAUGUGGAAUCAAAGAACUAUCUAGUCUCCGAACACUUUCAUUUUUUCCUCUUCACAAGAGUAUAUUUCCUUUUUUAAACAAGAGUGUGGCCAAAAUAGGGGAAUUGGGGAGUCUAAAUCUUCUUGAGGGGAAUUUAAAGAUACGUGGACUAGAGUCUGUUGGAGGCUUAAGUGAAGCCAAGAGUGCCAAUCUCAAAUGCAAAACAAAUUUGUCAGCUUUGGCGUUAGACUGGUCAAAAAGUGUUUUUUCUAUGCCUCUACAGCAAAAGUUUAUACAUUAUGAAGAGGUUCUCGAGGGACUAGAACCGACUUCUAGUCUCAAGGAAUUGAGUAUAUGGAAUUACAUGGGAAAGAUUAUUUCUCCAAGUUGGAUGACCAAUUUAAAGAAUUUGGUUGAAAUUACGUUUUUUUGGUGUCUGGAAUGUUGGGAGAUUACCCAAUCUUAGGGUCAUUACGCUGAGAUAUAUAUGUUCACUGAAGUGUUUCCAUGAUGACCACUCAAAUAUGUUAGGAGACACCACGGCUAUGUUUCUUUCUUUACAAGAAUUGUACAUCUACGAUUGUCAAGUUUUGAAUUCCUUGCCAGCUAACCUUCCAAAACUGGAGGUUUUAUCAUUAGAAAACUGUAAGAAGUUAGUUUCUCUACCAGAUGAGAUUCAAAGUUUCAAGGAUAUGAAGAAACUUUAUAUAAGGAAAUGUGAUCUUCUAUGGAGAAGGUAUGACAAGAAGAUCGGUGUAGACUGGCAUAAAAUUUCUCACAUUCCCGAUAUCCAAAUUUAUCAAGAUGGUGAAGGUUCAUUUAGUGAUGAUGACGAAGAAGAUGAAGAGAAGAUUGAUGAGACUGACAAAUGAUGGUCGGUGACUUAAAUUGAGGAUGGUGUUUAACCUCAUCAAUAUGGUAUUUGCGUCUUGUUCAUGACGUACACAAAAAUUGACACUCUAAACACAAGGUAACCCUUGGUGUCUAGAUUUUUAUGUUUUGGUCUACUUUUGUUUCUUCAAAAAGGAGUUAGGAUCAUGCAUGUUUUGGUUUACCUUGUUUGAAGCCGGGUAAUUACACAUUAUGUGGUCCUAAUUGUCUUUGUAGUUAUGUAUUGAAGCUUUCCAAUUAAAUAAUAAGUGUGCGAUUGAUUGUUUGA
Molecule: messenger RNA, 6547 nt
Organism: Helianthus annuus (common sunflower)
Lineage: Eukaryota; Viridiplantae; Streptophyta; Magnoliopsida; Asterales; Asteraceae
Product: putative disease resistance protein RGA1
Exons: 4
Coding region: 3407-5854 (815 amino acids)
Biological process (GO): defense response to other organism
Molecular function (GO): ADP binding
Source: RefSeq, a predicted model, not a curated record